UCUUGUUUCAGGCGCACUCCCUCCUUACUACGGCCUGUGUGUCCAGUUUGAGGAAAGUGGCUACCUAUAUCAGGACUGUCCAGUGUACAUUGACAACAAUGACCAGACCACUGUGGUAACAGAUGCUGGAAACUCCACAAGAGAACAAACUGAAGACCAAAGGUCCAACUUCCUACCUCAGAAUUUUCUCAGGAUAUCAGAGGUGGAAAUGCGAGGUUCUGAAGAUGUGACUUCAGGAACUGUACUUCAGAGACUGAUCCAAGAACAGCUUAGAUAUGGCAACCCCAAUGAGAAUAUGAACCUCCUUGCUAUACAGCAUCAGGCAACAGGGACUACCGGACCAACCAACGUGACCACUAGCUCUGUUUCCUCUACAGAGAACCUCACUCAAGAAGACCCACAAAUGGUCAGCCAGUCAGCCCGGCAAGAACCACAGGGGCAAGAACAUCAGGUGGACAACACCGUGAUGGAAAAAACACUGAGGAACUCUCAGCCCCAGCAAAACAACGAGGAGCUACCUACCUACGAGGAGGCAAAGGCUCAAUCACAGUUUUUUAGAGUCCAACCAGGACCUAUGGGACCUGGAUUUUAUGUCGCUGGUGUGGUGGCUAACCACAAAUCUAAAACGGAAGGCCGGGCAACUGUAAGCCGGGCCAGCAGUGGACAGGCUCAUAAAGAUGAAGUACUUAAAGAACUCAAACAAGGUCAUGUGCGCUCUCUGAGUGAGCGAAUAAUGUUGUCGCUUGAAAGGAACGGCGUCAAACAGCACUCCUCUACUUCUGGUAGUAUUAAAGGUUUAAAAAAUUGUGUCCCUUCUCCAGUCCCAACCUCAGGAAAGGGAACGGAGCAAAGAGGGCCUCCCCCGGACUAUCCUCACAAAAUCAAACAGGCUCCAACUCCUGUGAAUAAAAUUCAAGAGCAGGGACACUUUUAUAAUGAACACCAAUACCCAAUGGUGCACGAAAUGGUGAAGGCCUAUCCAGGCUCCCAACCAGCUAGAACUGAGGUUUCUAUUCUACGCUACCAGCCUCCCCCAGAAUAUAACAUCACCAGCCGGCAACAGCUUCCACAGCUUCCCUUCCCAUCUGUCCCCGCUGCAGCACCACAGCCCCAUGUCCUCCCAAGCAUCCUCCAUAUGUAGCUCUUUGCACUCAUCCUCUCUGCCAUUAUUCCCGAUGGGGAUGACAUCCCACCCGACACCAUCACCAUCUCCAUCACCCAGCCAGCCGCUCCCACCAGAGGCUUUCACCAUUGUGGAACGGGCACAUCAGAUGGUGGAGAUCCUAACCCAGGAGAACGGUACCUUGAGACAGCAGCUGGAGAGCUGCUAUGAAAAAGCAGACAAACUUCAUAAGUUUGAAACAGAAAUCCAGAAGAUUUCAGAAGCCUAUGAGAGUUUGGUGAAGUCAUCCACUAAGAGGGAGGCAUUGGACAAAGCCAUGAAGAACAAACUGGAAGCUGAAAUCCGACGUCUGCACGACUUCAAUCUGGAUCUGAGAGAUCGUCUGGAAACUGCCAACAGGCAGCUGGCCAACAGAGAGUAUAAUGGACACGAGGAGACAUCGGAAGAGGUCCACUACACAUUGAAAAACAAAGAGCACUUGAAGGAGAUGGAGAGCCUGGAGCGCGAGCUGGCAGCACUGCGCACUACCAAUGAGGAUCAGAGGAGGCACAUUGAAAUCUUAGAGCAAGCUCUGAGUAAUGCCCAGGCCAAAGUCAUCAAACUGGAAGAAGAGCUACGUAAAAAGCAGGUGUACGUGGAGGAGGUGGAGAAGCUGCAGCAAGCUCUGACCCAGCUCCAGGCCGCGGGAGAGAAGAGAGAGCAGCUAGAGAGACGGCUACGGACCAGGCUGGAGAAGGAGCUGGAGUCUCUUAGAAUGCAGCAGCGACAAGCAAGCUGUCAAAAUUCCAGCAAUGGAGAGUACAGUGCCCCUGCCCUCAUGGACUUGCUGAGGAAAAAGGAAGAGACGAUCUUGGCUCUAGAAGCAGAUACCACCAAAUGGGAACAGAAGUACUUGGAAGAGAGCGCCAUGAGGCAUUUCACCAUGGAUGCCGCAACUACAGCUGUAGCUCAGCAAGAUUCAUCUAUUAUGAGUCACUCAAGGAAUGGAAGCCACAAUGACAGCUCUCUGGAGGUUCGGAUGUGGCAUGAAGAAGAGGAGAUUGUUCAGGCUAACAGAAAGUUUCAGGACAUGGAGCACACGAUCAAAAAUCUUCAUGCAAAGAUCAUCGAGCAGGACGCCAUGAUAAAAGUUCUACAUCAGCGUUCCCGAAAAGAUCAAGGGAAGAAUGACAGCUCCAGUCUGCGUCCUGCCCGCUCUGUGCCUUCCAUUGUAGCUGUGGCAGCGGUCACCAGCGGCACCCAUUCACGGCAAACAUCUCUGUCCAGCAGUCAGGUUAUAGAGAAGAAGGAGGACAAGACCCGCAAAGGCAGUAUAGGUCUGAUUCAGGGAAAAGAAAUCAAAGACAAUCAUGAAAGUCCCUCUCCUUCUUUAAUGCUUCCGCUUCCGUCUUUCUUGCUGCCACCACCCUCUGCAUCUCUACCAGUCACUGUGUCACAUGCCAAAACUGGGAGCAAAGACAGCAGCACACAAACAGAAAAGAGUUCUGAUCUCUUCUGGCCAACCAGUUCCUCCUUACCUGGCAGAGGACGGAUGAAUACCACCCCUUCCAGUAGUCCCCUUCUAUGGCACACCACCAAUAAAGAGAAGUCAGAUCAUUCCCCCAUCCUUGGAAAGACUCUGGAAGCCAAAAUCAGAGCAAGCAGCAUGGCACACAAGGCAGACUUUUCAGAACCAGAUAAUGGCAUGGAAGUGCUUAUUUAG
Messenger RNA from Staurois parvus, 2825 nucleotides. The record is from the annotation of a GenBank genome assembly. Lineage: Eukaryota; Metazoa; Chordata; Amphibia; Anura; Ranidae.